Messenger RNA from Onthophagus taurus, 1029 nucleotides. The record is from RefSeq and is a predicted model, not a curated record. Lineage: Eukaryota; Metazoa; Arthropoda; Insecta; Coleoptera; Scarabaeidae.
AUGGUUGAAAAUCUUACUUUCUCUCCGGAAGUGAAAUCACCUGCCGAUUUUAUCCUAGUUCAAAGUAGAAUUGUAUCGGAAACUGCUGAAAUUCAAAAUACCAAGUUUAUAAAUAAUUUGAAGAAAGCAGGAUUAACGGUGGAACCUGUUGAUGGUGUUAAAUACCCGCAAUAUAUAUUUUUUAAACUUUACGCCUCCGAUGAAGCCUUAGCACACCUCGCUGUGAUUCACGGUUUAUUUCCAACGUUUAAACAUGACAAAACAAUGCCGAAUUAUACGAAUAAUUGUAGAUUUUUUAAAACGCCGAUUAGUUUGAAGCCGAAUUAUUUGAAUCCUUUAUUUUCAAGAUGCAGUAAUUCAGUUAGAGGACAAGAAAACACAACAUUUACCAGCGCCGAAAGAAUAAGUUUGAUCAAUUGUGUUUUAACUAGAACGAAAUUUGGGACAUCCCCGGAUGAAUAUGGACUCGGAAAGUUAUUGGCCAACAAUAAUUUUGAUGAUGCUUUUCCUUUACAUGAUGGUCCAGAUGAAUGGAGUGAAUCGGGUCCGUUGAAUGAUAGACAAAUUUUAGCUAAAUUCUGGGGAAAUUGGAGGAUGUUUUAUAAAUUUCAACCAAUUCAUAUCAUUUAUAAAUAUUAUGGAUCUGAAAUUGCUUUUCAUUAUGCCUGGUUAGAAUUUUACACGAAAUGUUUGAUUAUUCCGGCUGUUUUGGGUAUAUUCGUAUUUUUUGGAGGACAUUAUGAUUUAUAUUUAUCGGAGAAUGGUGUUGAAAGAGUCGACGAAAUUUGCAAUUCGAAUAUGAAAAUGUGUCCAACUUGCACUCACCAACACUGCUAUUAUAAAGAAUUAAAAGAUUAUUGUGAAACAGCUGUAAUGGCGUAUCAUUUUGAUAAUAUUUAUACGUUUUCUUUUGGCGUUUUUAUAAUAGUUUGGGCUACUGUUUAUAUUGAAUUAUGGGACCGAGAAGAAUGUAUUUUACAUUAUACUUGGAAUUUACAUAGAUCUACACAACAAAUUGAUGAAUUGUAA